Molecule: messenger RNA, 213 nt
Organism: Eruca vesicaria subsp. sativa (arugula)
Lineage: Eukaryota; Viridiplantae; Streptophyta; Magnoliopsida; Brassicales; Brassicaceae
Source: the annotation of a GenBank genome assembly
AUGGGUGGAGGUGCAUCAUUGAUUGUCCCAAUGAAGUUCUCAGUUGUGACAGAGAAGAGUGUAUUUGCAACUCCAGAAGUAAGUAUUGGGUUUCACACUAACUGUGGCUUCUCUUACAUCCCUUCACGUCUUCAUGGUCAUCUAGUCAUUAACAAACCUAAUGGGGUCCUAGGAAUAAUCAUGCUCUUAGAAUACCUCUGUUGGGGACUCUAA